Molecule: messenger RNA, 1185 nt
Organism: Durio zibethinus
Lineage: Eukaryota; Viridiplantae; Streptophyta; Magnoliopsida; Malvales; Malvaceae
Product: F-box protein At5g07610-like
Molecular function (GO): protein binding
Source: RefSeq, a predicted model, not a curated record
AUGGAGAAUUCUGCAGAGAAAAUUGGCAACAACCAAGAUAUCUUAAACCAACUCCUCCUCAGAUUACCCACAAAAUCACUCCUCAAAUUCAAGUGUGUCUCAAAACAAUGGCUCAGUACCAUUUCCAACCCUCAGUUCUGUCUCUCCCACACUCGCCACCACCAGCACAAUGGGUUUCUCGAGCCUACUGCCCUUCUGCUCAAACCUUACCUCGCAGCAUACCUUGAAUUCGAUGUGGCUCCUUUGAAGCAUUACAGUGAAGUCCCCUUCUUUCAUUAUCUUAAUAACUCUGGCAUCAUCUUGCGGCAAUCUUGUAAUGGGUUGUUUCUUUGCCGGCCCUUUGUUUUUUAUGAUCAUGGAGAUGCCAGGUUCUUCAUCUGCAACCCAACUACAAAGAAAUUUAAGAUUCUAUCUGUUCCUAGGAGCCCACUUAAAGAUUAUCUGCUUUUUGUUAGUUUGGCUUUUGAUCCUCUCAGAUCACCUAAUUACAAGAUUAUUUGUAUUCGGGGAGUGUCUGACAAGUAUUAUGACUUUGAGAUCGAUAUAUAUUCGUCAGAAACUGAUUCUUGGACUGCAACCGGAAUUGGUUUUAAAGCGGACGAGGGGAGCAUAUUGUUUGAGGGCUCGUAUGUUUUCUGCAAUGGAAAGAUUCACUGGGAUAGUUUUGAAAACGAAUCACUAUAUUUUGAUGUAGAGAAGGAAUCUUUGCAUAAAAUGCCAAUGCCAAUGCUACCAAAUAGAAGCGAUAUGCUUGAGAUGGAUAGAUAUUUUGGAGAGGCCAGGGGCACUUUGUACCUUGCACUAACCUACUACAAGGUGGGUCAUUUAGAAUUAGAUGUUUAUGAGAUGGCAAGAGAUUAUUCUCAUUGGUUCUUAAAGCGGCGCCUGGAUCUUAGUGAUGCAAUGAAACUUUUUCCUGAGAUAAACUUGUUUUCUCUUCCCUUCUUUUCCGGAUUUUCGGGUGUGUCUUUUAUUCAAUCAGAGAAAGAAGAAGAGGCAAAGAUUGUGAUGUGGGCAGAUGGUAAAAUAUUAUGCUAUGACUUCAAUGAUGGAGCAUGGAAAAUGCUAUAUGAUCCAGGGCCUGGUGUCAAAAUCGGCUCCAAUUAUUCAGAGAACAGUUUCGAUCAUGUACAUCAACCAAGAUUUCUCGCUUAUAAAUACUUUGAGAACCUCUCCUGUAUUUGA